This is a messenger RNA of Penicillium manginii, 267 nucleotides long. RefSeq names its product putative MBL2-like secreted peptide. Bases 1 to 267 code for a protein of 88 amino acids. Lineage: Eukaryota; Fungi; Ascomycota; Eurotiomycetes; Eurotiales; Aspergillaceae. The record is from RefSeq and is a predicted model, not a curated record. The transcript has a single exon.
AUGAAGUUUCUCGGUCUCGCUGUUGCCUUGCUCCCCCUCCUGGCUGCCGCUGUCCCCAUCGCAGACCCCGAAGCAGAAGCAGAGGGAGAGCUGGACCUUGAAAAGCGCGCAUCGGCGCAGACUUGCAAAAUCGUUAAUGUCGACCACUAUGUCAACUGCCGAUACGAUGCGUCGUUAGAUGCAGGUGAAAUUUUUGGGUUUCCCAAGGGAGAAAAACUCACCUUUGCGUGCUGGAAGCAUGGCGAUUGCGUCAAUGGGGUUUGGUAG